This is a messenger RNA of Salmo salar (Atlantic salmon), 1751 nucleotides long. NCBI's taxonomy places the organism in Eukaryota, Metazoa, Chordata, Actinopteri, Salmoniformes, Salmonidae. The record is from RefSeq and is a predicted model, not a curated record.
CGCAACGUGGCAUGUGCUGACCGUCCUGACAAUCCUCAUAAACUUAACAUGGAAAUUGAUAAAGUUAUUGUUCACAGACACAACACAUCGUAAAAGGUAUUAAAGUAUUCUCCUCUCAACACAAAGAGUGGUCAUCAUGGACCCCAGAGGUCACCACUGGCCUACCUCACCUGGACCUGGCCCUGGUCGUCACACCCAAAGACCCAGAGAGAGGGAGGACUACCACAGACCUCCUCACUCUCACCAGGGGGAUGGCUCUGGGCACUUACCCACUACCACGACCUCCACCACAUGGGGCCGCUACCACUGGGCACUACCUACCACCACCACCACCUGACCCCAGGGAGAGGCAGUGGUUCCCAGGUUGGGUCCCAUCCAGACCUCAGGUACAGGGGCUACCUCACCAGUCCUCCACCCCACAGACCACUUCCAAAGUUCAGCCCUAACUCCUACGGCACCCCCCCACUCAAGAACAGCUUACGACAGACCCCACUCUACAAUGGGUUACAACAGACCAGAGCCACAACAAUCCAGACCCCACUCAAGGCCAGUAUACGACUAUCCACACCAAGGCUACUGGGACAACAGCCAAGACUAUGGCUACUAUGACCAAGGCUAUUACAGCCACCCAGGUCACUGGACUCCCCAGGAACAGUGGCGAUCUGACUUGUAUCAGGAGAGGAGAACAGCAGGACCAGACUGGGAGUGGCUACCCAGAACAACACAGGUAUGACCAGCGAGUAGCCAGCUCUCAACAUGACUUGAGAGGCUCUGAUGAAGAUCGUUCUAGAGAUAAUGGGGAGUCUGCUACAGAGACCCCCUGUUAUGCUCUUGGGGCUCUGGCAAGUUUCAAGGCGUCAGGCGUGUCCUCCAGUAGCUAUGAGCUGAGACAGUUCAUCAACGGUGCUGAACAGACUGAACCUGCCCCACAAGCCACCUGGAGCACAGCAGACACAGAGCAUGCAGCAGUUCCUAAGGCAACUGCCCCUCCGAAAUACUCUUUACCUCGUGCUCUGGUCAGCUUUGGUCCAGCAGUGCAGUUGAUCCGGGUCAGUCCAGGUCUGGCCAUGCAGGGAGACCCAGGGAAGGUGGAACUACACAGUCUGGAGGGAAGACCUGCACAAAGUAGAGGCCAUGUCUUUUGUCCACCAGAGGGCAGAAGCCUGCAUGACAAGGGCUCUGCCGGCCUCCUUUGGAAUCUACUUGUACUGCUGUUCAGCCAAAAUGGAGUAGGUGUACAUCUCUUCACGCUCUUAUAUUAGGUGAAACCCCUUUGUCUCAACACUCUUGAAAUAUCACAAAUUGGCCAAGAUGGUCCAAACUACACGCAACAAUCAUCUAUUGUUAUCCCAGUCUGUGGCAUUUGGAUUAGCAGCAUUAUCUGUGAAGCGCUGUGCCCACCCACAAACUCAUUCUAACAUUACCCUAUUUUUAAUCUCCCUGGAUUCAUUCAGCAUAUUGUUGGUUCAGACAUGGCAGAGCUGCUGAUGAGGAACUCUCAGGGCCAAGGUGGUUCAGGGGGUAGUGAAGGCUCAGAGGCCCCUACCCUAAUAGGUAGAGGACACAACACCACACGUACUGAGGAAGAUGUUUUGUGUCUACUGGACAUGUUAUGUUAAGUAAAAAAAAAAAAAUGCAAAUGAUGAAAAAUGUUACAUUUUUAUAGUUUUUAUAUUACCCUCUGUUUCUGCUGCUAAAGCCACUUUCUACCACUCUAAAUUCCAAGCAUCUGCCUCUAACCAUAGGAAGCU